Molecule: messenger RNA, 1211 nt
Organism: Brienomyrus brachyistius
Lineage: Eukaryota; Metazoa; Chordata; Actinopteri; Osteoglossiformes; Mormyridae
Exons: 12
Coding region: 347-964 (205 amino acids)
Source: RefSeq, a predicted model, not a curated record
AUUGCUAGGUUAGCACUGUGGCAGUCUGCUCAAGGUCCAGCGAUCAGUCGGGGUGCCCUGGAUCUUUUGCCUUCUAAUAUUCACCACGAUUCUGCCCUAGACCUACAUAAAACUUGUACCUUGGACAGAGCCGCACAGCAGUAUUGUUGCUCCUGCUUUUCAGAGCACAGCAUUCCCAUCUCCUCUGCUUCCUGGUAACUCUAGUGCCAACCAGCAUCUAGGAGCUGUUCUAAGUGGAAGUCGUAACCCCAGGUAUCUUCUCCUUAUCUCAUGUAAAAAGCUAUUUCCUAGCAGGACUGAAGAUCUUCUCACUAGACAUCAUAGUGAGGAAGACUGAACUUCUGCAAUGGAAGCACGGCGUCUGAAACAAGAUGUGCAGGCUUUGCUUGGAGAUUACAUUGGACAGAGACUCAGAGAAAAUGGAUUUGACCCCAAGGGAAAGACAUCCUCAACUUUGCUGGAUGACUUGGUACAUCAUGAUCUAGCUAUCAGUGUGGCUUUUUGGUGGUUGGAGAAACAUGAAGGACAAGAUCUGAUCCAGAGUAAAUUCCUGGGAACAAGCAGGCCUGGGCGUGGCCAGGACCCCACCCAUUUGGAGCAAGAAGCCAUGAUACUGUCCUCCUUUGCAGGGAUGCUCCUGAGGAAUCUGCCUGUGGAGGAGCUGCUGUCCUUAUACAACUGCAAACCGUCCACGGCUUAUCAGCAACUUCACACCAAGAGCACAAUCGUGCACCCGUUCACGCUGUCCCACCACCCAUUUGCCAUGCUCGGGGGCUACAAGGCUGUGGACCAUUCAAGGAAGCACACCCAGCGGCUGCAGCUAAGGAGGUCCGGCUGCAGCAAAGCCGGAGCGGCUGGGGAGCCCAGUGUGGCAGUGAGGUCUCUCGCCUCCUCCUCCCCGCAGACCUCCAUCAGCGCCAGUGAGGACAUGGCAAGAGAGGAAGAUGAAGAUCAUGAAGGCUGAGGCUGAAUGGUCGAGGCACUACGGGGACCACACCUGCCUGGCCCACUGAACUGCAGGCCUGAGAAUAAACGCUGCCAGAGAUCCCAGAAUGCAGUAUCACCUCUCCACAUAAGUGAUGAGCGACAAUGUACAAAGUGUCAACACAGGCAUGUUCUUCUUACUGUCUCUGUGGGUUUUGACUACAAUCAGUAGCCAUAUUCUGUAGAUUCUGUAAUGUUUGUCUUUAAUAAAGUUUUCACGAAAAUCA